UAGACAAACAUCCACCAGUCCGACGACGGACGGGGCAACGGGCCACACCGAGCUCUGUGCCGACGCCACCGCCAUGUCGCUCCGGCGCCUCAUCGGCAUCUCUUCCGCCGCCGUCUCAGUCCGCUCCCUCUCCGGGCGCCUCCGCCACACCCUCUCCACCGCUGCCGCCUCCUCGCACCCGCCAUGGGCCGUCAUCGACCGCACGACAAGGGUCGACAGGUCGUCGUCGGCCCCGGGCGCGUGCUUCCGCCCCGUAGAGCCCCCGGGCGUCUCCCGCGUCUCCGCCCCGGCGCACCUCAUCGACCCCAGCCAACGCCCCAGCGCGGGCAGCAGCAACGUCCUCCAUCACCUCGGCGGCAACGUCGUCCAGCUCCUCUUCGGCACCGUCGACGCCGCCAGCGGCGACGGCCACCUCCUCCUCAGCUACCACGACCACCGAGCCGAGGGCCCCUGCACCACCUGGGACCUGACGGGGGACCCCGAAAUUCACCGCUUCGUCUGCAACCCCCUCACCGGCCAGAUGCUCCGCCUGCCCGACAUCGGCGGCUCCAGGCGGACCCUCGUCUUCCACCACAUGGGUCUCCUCACGAAGGCCGAUGCCGGGCUCGGGAACGGGCCGCCUGACAGGUUCGCCGUCGCCGAGCUCAUCUUCGAUGGCGCCGCCUUCGAGCGGUUUCUCUCGGAUGAAGGGGAGUGGCGGACGGUGAUGGGCGUACCGCGCGGACCGCUGCUCCGGCGCCAGAUGGAGGUGAACCAGGAGACGGUUGCCUUCGGCGGCCGCCUGUGGUGGGUCGACCUGACCUUUGGCGCCAUCCCCGUUGACCCCUUCGCCGACUGGCCGGAGACCCGCUUCGUCGAGCUGCCCAGCGGCAGCGUGCUCCCUGCGCGCGCAAGUACAAAUGACGGAGAUUUUGGGGAGCUCGAGGACAAGGUGAUGUUCAAGGAGGAGGUGGCCAAGCACCGGCGCAUCGGCGUAAGCGAGGGGCGGCUGCGCUACGCCGAGGUCUCUCCUCACGACCCAUUCCUGCUCAGUUCAUUUGCGCUCGACGGCGACGAGGGCAGCGGCUACCCGUGGCAGGAGAACUCGGCGCAGGCGGCGCCACAGAUCGCCGUGCUUGACCCGCUCAACGCCAAUGCCAUUUACCUCAAGGUCGGCGAGCACAUCGUCGUCGUGGACAUGAACAAUGGGAAGGUGAUUGGGGCCUCUCCGCUAGAAGAGGAGUACCUGUACCUUUCUCUUGUGCCAUGUGUGCUUCCACCAUGGCUUGGAUCAAGCCGGAUCCCUGUCCCAGGAAAGAGCGAUGGCAUGGAAGCGACAGAUGAUCCGGUUAGUUGCAUCUGAAAUGGUGAAUAAGUAUCAAUCUGCCAGACAGCUUAUGUAUCUCUGGGUUUCCUGGAAGUAAUAGAUGGAGGGGUUGUGCUGUAUUAUGAGGGAAGCUGGCCGUAGUUUGUCAAACGCUCAAUUUGGGGGAAAUCUGGAGAUGUUUGGGUUUAUUGUAGUUUGUUGAUGAGUUACUACCUUGUUUAGAGAGAAAUCUGGCAGUUGUUUCAGCAG
Molecule: messenger RNA, 1555 nt
Organism: Triticum dicoccoides
Lineage: Eukaryota; Viridiplantae; Streptophyta; Magnoliopsida; Poales; Poaceae
Exons: 3
Coding region: 74-1342 (422 amino acids)
Source: RefSeq, a predicted model, not a curated record